Plasmodium malariae is the source of this 807-nucleotide messenger RNA. RefSeq names its product conserved membrane protein, unknown function. The record is from RefSeq and is a predicted model, not a curated record. Bases 1 to 807 code for a protein of 268 amino acids. NCBI's taxonomy places the organism in Eukaryota, Apicomplexa, Aconoidasida, Haemosporida, Plasmodiidae. The transcript is spliced from 8 exons.
AUGGCAUUAUUCCAUUUUGUUAAUUGUUCAUUAACGGCCUUUGUUCCUUAUUAUAUAAUAUAUGAUGGAUUUAAGCUGUCAAAAAAUGUAGGAUCUACAAAAUUGUUUUUUCUUGUUUGUUUUUACUAUAUCAUAUCUCAAAUGUUAAAGCUGUUCGCCCUGGCAUUCUUUUCAAUAGGCCUCCUACAAAAUAUGAACCUUUUCAAUAUAAUAUUUCAAGAGUCGGCAAAUAUUAUUGACCUAGCUGGAAUAUACUACGUCCUAGUGCAUAAGCACACUAAUACAUUUAACUUAAAAGAGAGGAUAUUAUCAGUAGGACUCAGUUGGGGAUUUUAUGAAUCGAUGGCCACGAAUUUUUUCCCGUUUUUCAUGGGCGGAAAAUCCAUGGAUUUCUCUUUGAAACAUAUCUAUAGGUCCAUAUCAGCUAAUACCUUUUUGUUUUCCAAUUUAUCCAAAACCUGUUUAUUAUUUAUAUGGAUAAAAAAUGUACAGAAUAAAAAAAAAAUUAAUUUGGUUAAUUUGCUUUUGAUGUACUUUACUUUUAUUUUGCCCCUCGCGAAUAGGAUCAUAUUAAUUCAUGAGGAUUUAUUUGACUAUAGAAUGCUCCUUUAUUUAUUCCUGCAGCUCUUUGUUACUCUAUUUUUGUCCUUUGCUACUAAGAGCAUGCUGCAUAUGAAGUUAAGUAGCGUUGAACUGAGUAGAGAAAAGAGUAUAGACAUUGAUAAUAAUGAUGAUGUUGAUAAUGAAAUGAAUAAAGAACUAAAGAAAAAGAAUAAAAAAAAAAGGAAAAGUUUAAUUUACAGGUAA